UCUUCACAGGACCUGAGUGUGACGCGUCGAAGCGAGCUACUUCACCUCACUCCUGCUCGCUCAACCUCUUAAAUCGUCCAACGCUCCUCCACCUCCUACCCUUUACACCACCGUUCGAGCCCUACCUUCACGCACGAUCGAGUACAACACACCGCUUUCCACGCGCGAGAGCGCCCAUUGCUUGUCGAGCGUGCUGUCCCCUUCACUCUUGUGUGCGUCACAAGUCUCGAGCCGUCCAUUGUCGUCCUUCCGUCAGCGCGCUCACACGCUCAUCACAACGACCACCACGCUUCGACCGUCGCGCAUCGAUCUUCACGCCUCGCACGCACCUCUUAUCGCCACGUCAUAUAACACACACGCACACUGCUCCUCCUUGACCGCCGCAAUGUCCGAUGUGAAACACAGUCCUUCGCUAACCUGGCCCUUCCCGCGACCAUGGUGGCAGGACGACGGCCCUCGAUCGGAUACAUCAAGCUCUGGCUCUGACCUGUCAGGCCCGACUCUCAGCCAAUCGAUCGCGCCAGCUCUGCCGAUUCCGCAGAUGCGCUCGCUGGCACUGUGGGACUCGCACAAGACCAGGGAUCCGUUGAAGCCGGUGGCUCGUGGAGGGCUUCGCAGGCGCGGAGAUAUCAGCGAUUUGAAAGCUGCACAGGCUCUAUCUCGAGGUACGUAUACGGAGCGCGACACUACACGCACACAAGCACAAUCUGUUUCUGGCGCUGGCGGUUCUGCGGUUGGGUCUGGGUCUGAUACUGGGUCUGGUGGGCGGUUGGCUCGCGGUGCGAAGGAGGACUUGAAAGAGAAUAGAGCUGGGCAGAAGGACAAGGAUAAGGCUCCGAAUCUACCUACCUUGAAGAGGGUGAAGGCGAUGGAGAACCUUCGUGGCGAGGAACGGAGCGGCUCUGGCGAAGCUUCCCACUGCGUAAGUGUCCCUCAACGCAUUAUUGAGGCAGUACUGAACAAACAGGUUCUCAUCGGGCUUCUGAGGGCCGUCCGAGCCUCCAGAGUCCGCGGCACGCGAAUCAAGAUCCGACAGAGAAUGCGCGCUAUACUGCCCCCGAUCCGAGAGGAAGACGAGCCGGAUUCGGCUGAGUAUCGCGCCUCCCAGACUCCCCUCAAGAAGCCAGCUGACCCCGCAAUCAGCGAAUACGACACCGAUGUUCUGGAGUCCGGCAUCGGCGGCCAGCGAGCCGUGCUUUACACGAAACCCGCAACAAUGCCGCAAAUCGUGGACGUUCCGUCGCGACGAGUGGGCUACAACAUCGCGAACUUCCUCCAACGAAAGCCCAAAUCGGCCCCCCUCAGCGUCGCAAGCCCGCUGCAGAACCUCGAACGCGGCCUGCUGGAUGAUCUGACAAGGGCAGACCACGGGUACCGAAUCGAGGCGCAAGUGUCCGCAAUUGACCCUCAGCGUGGAGGCGGCCCGGCGUCCCCUCGGCGUCGACGCAACGUGAACAACGGCAAUGAGGCGACAAAGCGUCCAGCACCACUGCAUCGUCUCCGGGCACCUGUUCCGCGAAAUUAGGCUCGCGAGUCUGCCCCCUGGCAGCAGCAUUAACGACGUUCCUGUGAGCUUUUGGGACGCGAGAGGGGUACGCGUGGGGUGUGAGGUGCCGGUGGGGUGCGACGCUUGCGGGAGGAAUGUCGGGGGGAGGGUCUGGCAGUGUGAGCU
Molecule: messenger RNA, 1672 nt
Organism: Mytilinidion resinicola
Lineage: Eukaryota; Fungi; Ascomycota; Dothideomycetes; Mytilinidiales; Mytilinidiaceae
Exons: 2
Coding region: 386-1525 (379 amino acids)
Source: RefSeq, a predicted model, not a curated record